UUGACUAAAAUAAAACAAAAUUCCAAGGCACUCCAACGUUGUCGUUUUGACAUGAAGUAAAAAUUUGGGGAAACGCAUCUUCUCUCUCCCAGCACCACCGUGUGAGCCCCAUCGCCUUCACCGCGAGCUACUUCACGCCUCCGGGAACCUACGGCGUCGUUUACAAGGCCCGUGACCGCGUCACCAACGAGACCACCGUGUUGAAUGAUCUCUGUCUGUCUUGUUGUUUUUCAAUUAUUCUGCAGCUACCUGAGUGAGGGGACAAUAAUGGGUGAUCCCCAAAAGCAUAGAAUUUUAAUGGUGUCUGAUUUUUUCUACCCCAACUUCGGUGGUGUGGAGAAUCACAUUUAUUAUCUCUCACAGUGCUUGCUCAAGUUAGGCCACAAGGUGGUGGUUGCAACUCAUGCUUAUGGAAAUCGAUCUGGGGUCAGAUAUAUGACAGGAGGUCUCAAAGUAUAUUAUGUUCCGUGGAGGCCGUUUGUUAUGCAGAAUACAUUUCCAACCAUCUAUGGUUUACUGCCAAUUAUAAGAACUAUUCUUAUUCGAGAAAGGAUUACUGUGGUGCACGGGCAUCAAGCCUUUUCGACGUUUUGUCAUGAAGCUCUGAUGCAUGCGAGAACCAUGGGAUACAAGGUUGUGUUUACAGAUCACUCGCUGUAUGGUUUUUCUGAUGGCGGAAGCAUCCACAUGAACAAGGUGUUGCAGUUUACUCUGGCAGAUGUGAGUCAAGCCAUAUGUGUUUCCCAUACAAGCAAGGAAAACACGGUGUUGCGGUCGGGUUUGCCCCCUGAGAAGGUUUUCAUGGUGCCUAAUGCUGUGGACACUGCCAUGUUCAAGCCUGCAGUGGAUCGUCCUAGCAGAUCGGAAGUUAUUAUUGUUGUUAUCAGUCGAUUGGUUUAUCGGAAGGGAGUAGAUUUGCUUGUUGAAGUCAUUCCAGAAGUAUGUCGAUUACAUCCCAAUGUUCGUUUCAUCAUUGGAGGUGAUGGACCUAAGCGUGUGCGGUUGGAAGAGAUGAGAGAAAAACAUUCUCUUCAAGAUCGAGUUGAUAUGCUGGGAGCUGUACCACAUGCACAAGUUCGAUCGGUACUAAUAUCUGGGCAUAUCUUCUUAAAUAGUUCGUUGACAGAAGCUUUUUGUAUAGCCAUAUUAGAGGCUGCUAGUUGUGGAUUGUUAACAGUAAGCACACGUGUUGGAGGAGUUCCUGAGGUUUUGCCAGAUGACAUGAUUGUUUUGGCAGAACCUGAUCCCAGUGACAUGGUGCAUGCAGUUCAAAAGGCUAUAUCUAUGCUGCCAAAUAUUGAUCCUCAAGUCAUGCACAAUCGAGUGACAGAGCUCUACAACUGGAAUGAUGUUGCCAAAAGGACGGAAAUUGUGUAUGACCGUGCUUUGAAGUGCACCACUCAAAAUCUACUAGAACGUCUCUCACGAUACCUCCAUUGUGGACCAUGGGCAGGCAAGCUGUUUUUCUUGGUUAUGCUUGUUGGGUUUUUGUUAUGGAAGCUAUUGGAACUAUGGCAGCCUGCAGAUGAUAUUGAGAUGGUGCCGGAUUUUGCUCUUCCACGCGACUCUGAUGAGGAGAGGUUGGGAAAAAAUCCAAUAAAAUGAAUGUGGUGAUAAAUUAUUUUGGUGCACUAUGGGGUUUUCAUUUUGCGCACUAAUCGGAAAUGCAGAAAGCAGAAGUGUGUUUCAGGAACUGCAUUCCAUCCCAGUUCCCGGAUCUUGUAAUGGAGAUAAUCAGCAGUCCUAUGCAUGAUCAGAAGUGUGCUUCGUGUGCCAUGUUGGCGAGUCAUGUGCUUUUGAAUCUUAGGCGACCCCACCCCUUUUUGGUGGGUUAUGUUUGUAUGGAUCAUUUUGCACCAAGGUCCAUAUCUAUGUUUAGGGUUAGACUCCUAUAAAAGGGAAGAUGAACUAUUGUAUUAUCUAUGUUCACUUGCAUAAUAAAUAGGUGACUUAGCCCUAAAAACUAUUACUUCCAAUAGGGUUUUUGCUUAGUCUCACUAGAUUGUGAACAAGUCAAUUCUUCAAAACUGAAAUUGUUA
This is a messenger RNA of Lotus japonicus, 2039 nucleotides long. RefSeq names its product phosphatidylinositol N-acetylglucosaminyltransferase subunit A. The record is from RefSeq and is a predicted model, not a curated record. The transcript has 8 exons. Gene Ontology annotation, biological process: GPI anchor biosynthetic process. Gene Ontology annotation, molecular function: phosphatidylinositol N-acetylglucosaminyltransferase activity. Gene Ontology annotation, cellular component: glycosylphosphatidylinositol-N-acetylglucosaminyltransferase (GPI-GnT) complex. Bases 205 to 1605 code for a protein of 466 amino acids. NCBI's taxonomy places the organism in Eukaryota, Viridiplantae, Streptophyta, Magnoliopsida, Fabales, Fabaceae.